This is a messenger RNA of Sinocyclocheilus anshuiensis, 1537 nucleotides long. Its product is annotated as gastrula zinc finger protein XlCGF8.2DB-like. Gene Ontology annotation, biological process: embryo development; regulation of transcription by RNA polymerase II. The transcript is spliced from 3 exons. Gene Ontology annotation, cellular component: nucleus. Bases 260 to 1429 code for a protein of 389 amino acids. Lineage: Eukaryota; Metazoa; Chordata; Actinopteri; Cypriniformes; Cyprinidae. Gene Ontology annotation, molecular function: DNA-binding transcription factor activity, RNA polymerase II-specific; RNA polymerase II transcription regulatory region sequence-specific DNA binding. The record is from RefSeq and is a predicted model, not a curated record.
AUAACAGACAAUGUUAGUCUUAUUUCGCCCCUAUAUCGUGAAUCAGUUUAUAGUAAACACGAAAUUAAUGAGAGAAAAGAUUCUUAAAGUGAUUCACGUUCUGCUCAAAACUGUGAAUGCAAGAAACACAAAUGUGUGACAAACCAGCUGCUAACGUUUUAAUGAGUGUAUUAUUGAAUAUAACUUAAAUGAGUGUCUGAACACAGGGGACAAACUCCUGCUGAAGCAGCUGAGAGCCACGGGACUCACUAUUAUAAAGAUGGCGUUUAUUAAAGAGGAGCGUGAAGACGUGAAGAUUGAAGAAGUCAAACAUGAAGAUACUGAGACACAAACAGACCUGAUGGCGCUGAAAGAGGAGAGUCAAGAACUGAAUGAAAAAAAAGACAAAGAUCAGCAUGAAGAAUAUUGUGACUUCAAAACUGAAGAAAAAUCUUCUUGUUGCCCACAGACUGAAAAGACGGUGUCAAAAAAAAGAGCUCGAAAGAAAGCAACCGGAAGUAAUUUCACCUGCUUUCACUGUGGAAAGAGAUUUGAUCAACUAGACAACCUUAAAGUCCACAUGAGAAUUCACACUGGAGAGAAGCCUUACACCUGCCAACAUUGCGGAAAAAAGUUUUAUCAACAAGGAAACCUUAAAGUCCACAUAAGAAUUCACACUGGAGAGAAGCCCUACACCUGCCAACAAUGUGGAAAAAGUUUCAACAAGAAAGGGAACCUUAAAGUCCACAUGAGAAUCCACACAGGAGAGAACCCUUUCACCUGCCAGCAGUGUGGAGUAAGUUUCACUCAAAGAGGAAGCCUUAAAAUGCACAUGAGAAUCCACACAGGAGAGAGUCCUUUCACAUGCAAAGAGUGUGGAAAAGGUUUUAUUCGAAAAGGAAACCUUAGAAGCCACAUAAGAAUUCACAAUGGAGAGAAGCCUUACCCCUGCCCACAGUGUGGAAGGAGAUUUACACAUAAACCCACCCUUAAUGUCCACAUGAGAACUCACACUGGAGAGAAGCCAUUCGUGUGUGCUCAGUGUGGAAAGAGUUUCCGGUAUCAUUUAAGCCUUAAUAACCAUAUGAGUACUCACUCCACAGAGAGCUGUUUUGGAUGUCUGCAGUGUGGAGAGAGUUUCACAGACAGGAAACACCUCAAGAAUCAUUUAAUAACUCACACUGGAGAGAAACCUUACAUGUGCCAUCACUGUGGCAAAACGUUCAAAAACAAAUCAUCUCUUGAUAGCCACGUGAGAGUUCACACUGGAGAGAAGCCUUUCCCCUGCCCUCAGUGUGGAAAGAGUUUCACACUUAAAGGAAACCUUAACAUUCACAUUAAGAUUCACACUGGAGAGAAGCCUUUCACAUGUCUUCAGUGUGAGAAGAGUUUCAGGUAUAAAAGAGACCUGAGGUGUCAUUUGCAAACUCAUUCGGCAAAGAACUUCUAGUGUUUUUCAGCGCAAUCAAUUUUCAAAAUCAUUUGUGUAUUUACUCUGAAGGAAAUGUUCAAAUCCAUUUAUUUUUGAUCAGUGCAAUAAAAAAUAUUUUGCCAUCAC